Molecule: messenger RNA, 3513 nt
Organism: Polyodon spathula (Mississippi paddlefish)
Lineage: Eukaryota; Metazoa; Chordata; Actinopteri; Acipenseriformes; Polyodontidae
Product: sorting nexin-30-like
Exons: 9
Coding region: 126-1436 (436 amino acids)
Molecular function (GO): phosphatidylinositol binding
Source: RefSeq, a predicted model, not a curated record
CAGUCCCCAAAGGCUUGGUUACUUUAGGCACUGGAAGAGUGACAACAAUAAUACUAGACACAGAGCGAAUCGUUUACUGAAAAUCUGAGAGAGCAGUGGAGACCCAUUUCCCCGUCGCUUGCACAAUGAGUGUUAGCACACCAAAAUUGUUACCGUCUUCAGGGAAGAAAUCUAUUCAUGAUAUCUUCCAUCCUCUCUCCUGCGAGGAGGCAGCACUAACACCACCCAGCCCAGAGCUACAGAUCACCAGCAGCACAGGGGACAAGGACUUCAGUUUGCCGAAUGGUACCCCAGUGGACACAUCCAGCCCUGCUUCCUCCUCUUCCUUGCUCAACAGACUGCAGCUAGAUGAUGACCUAGAUGGAGAGACCAGGGACCUUUUUGUUACAGUGGAUGACCCCAAAAAGCAUCUCUCCACUAUGGAGACUUACAUCACUUACAGAGUCACCACUAAGACCACCAGGACAGAGUUUGAUUUGCCUGAGUACUCUGUACGUCGCCGGUACCAGGACUUCGAUUGGCUGAGGAAUAAACUGGAGGACACACAGCCAACACAUAUCAUUCCACCACUGCCAGAAAAGUUUGUCGUGAAAGGGGUUGUUGACCGCUUCUCAGAAGAGUUUGUGGAGACCCGGCGGAAGGCCCUUGACAAGUUUUUGAAAAGGAUAGCAGAUCAUCCUGUCCUCUCCUUUAAUGACAAUUUCAAUGUAUUCCUCUCCGCAAAGGAUCUCAAUUCCUAUAAAAAACAAGGCAUGGCUUUGUUGUCGAAAAUGGGAGAAUCCGUGAAGUAUGUCACCGGAGGCUACAAACUGAGGAGUAGACCCUUAGAGUUUGCUGCUAUGGGGGAUUAUCUGGACAUGUUUACACAGAAGCUGGGAACUAUUGACAGAAUAGCACAGAGGAUUAUUAAGGAGCAAGCAGAGUAUCUAGUGGAGUUGCGGGAGUACGGCCCUCUGUAUUCAAACUGGGCCUCUGCUGAGGGGGAGCUGCGAGAGCCCCUGGAGGGGGUGUCGAGCUGCUUGGCCAACUGCAGCACAGCACUGGAGGAGCUCACAGAGGACAUGAGUGAGGAGUUCCUGCCUGUGUUCCGGGAGUAUGUCCUCUACAUAGAGUCCAUGAAGAACGUUUUGAAGAAAAGGGACCAAGUCCAAGCAGAAUAUGAGGCCAAGUUGGAGGCUGUGGCAUUCAGGAAAGAGGAACGGCCCUGUGUACCUACAGAUGUUGAAAAGUGCCAAGACCGGGUAGAGUGCUUUAACGCAGACCUAAAGGCUGACUGGGAUCGGUGGCAGAACAACAAGAGGCAGGACUUCAGGCUGCUGCUCACAGGAAUGGCUGACAGAAACAUCCAGUAUUAUGAAAAGUGCCUUGCAGCGUGGGAGUCCGUCAUUCCACUCUUACAGGAUAAACCAGAUGGCAAAGGAGAAAUGCCCUCAUAAUUGCCCCCCUGUCCUUUCUACCCACUCCACUUGUUUCCUGGGUACUGCCUGUCUGCAUCCACAAAGUGCACAUGAUGAGUACACUUCACUCUCAUAUCCUCUGCUUUUCAAGGACAUUGACUCGGGAGGGGGCUCAAUGUGAACUCAUUCAAGGAGUGUGUUUUUUGCUGAAUGUGUUUUUAUAUUUCUAAAAUCCAAGCCAUGUACUACGAACCCACCCUUCAGCUGUAUGAAGUGGACAGUUUUAUUUAAUUGUGUUUAAAACGCCGGGUGAGUAAACAUAUUGGAUAUACAGUUCCAAAGAGCCAGGAUUAAAGAUUUUGAGGUUUGUGAAGUUUUCAAGCAAAUCUCCAGUGUGCAUUAUUUAUUUAUUUUUGGCCCUUGAAAUGUGCAAAGCUGAUGUAUUCAGUUCCAAUGAAAUGAAGGAAAAAUGAGCAGGGGAGUACUUGGUGCAGAGAAGAUGGAAUAGUGCCGUGUUGAAAGUUUUCUGUGUAAGAUCUUUGGGAAAUUGUUCUCUCGGAGUUUGUGCAAAUAUCAGAAAUGUGCACUCUGAUUGUACUCUUCUGGCCAAAUAUUGCAGAAACAGAGAGACGGUAUGUUGUAUGUAGUCUAGAGUGGCCAAAAAGCAGGUCAUCGUCAUUUUAUGUAGAGAAUCAGAGGUUCUAGGAUUCACAGAUUUUCCUCAAACAUGAGGCAAAUCUAAUUGCACGAGCUAAGGUUGUGUAAAGCUGCCACCAGUACCUGCCCAACACAGCUCUAUCAUAUACCAGUGAACUCAAUUUAGACCAACAUGGCAUAUUGCAGUGCCCAACUUGACAAUAUAAAUUAAAAUAGACCAGUGUUGAGUUAAUAUUACUAAACUUGACAACUGCCAGAAACAUCAAUUCUCAAAAGCUGGUGCAGUAAGUUAAGAGUUGGUUGAAGGGGGGGGGCUUCAGAUUUGUAAGCAUUCUUCAGAUAGUCAGCAACGUGACCGUUGGAACUUGAAGCAAUAUAGUUUAAGAGCUCAAGCCAGGAUUAACAUGGAUUUGACAAUUUUAACUCAAAAUUGUUUUCUCUCUCACUUUUUAAAAACCUGGUUUGUUCAGGAUGUAAAAUACAGAUUGAUUAUUUCUAUAAAAAGAAAAUAGCAAGGGGACUGUCUUGCAGACACAGUAAUAACUGACUAACAGACUAAAGAGAGUAUAUUAGCUGGAACACAUCUUUAGUAUUCAAAUAUACUGUAUUUUUCAUCCAUUUUCAUAUUGCUAAACUGACUUGUGGAGAUACAGAAUGAAUAGUUACUUUACUUUUACCACUCCAAACACUUUAUAACCUGUCUACAUGGAGGUGUUUUAUAGCAUAUGUAUUAGUAUGCAGGAGUACAGGUUUUACAUGUGAUUUAUAAACAACUUUUGAGGAAAAACUAAACAAGUUGUUCUGGUUUAACCUCUGCGUUUAUGAUUAGAGUGGUUGAAGUUUUGGAUGAAGUGUAAAUAAAUAACUAAACAGGAAAGUAUGAUAUUUAAAGGUUUUAUGUAGCUGAAUGCAAACUGUUUUCACAUCAUCAAGGUUAGGGUUUAUUUAUUAUCACACAGGUAGGAUUCUGUGUUAUAAUGCUAGUAGCCCUAAAGUGUUUGAUAUGCAAAUGCAAUCCCUGGCAUGUAUUUAAGUGUUGAUUAACAUGGGUCCAACAGGUUUUUUUUUUUUUUUUUUUUUUUAAACGGUAUCCUCAUUGUGUAACCUUCCUCACAUUCAUUUUGUGUACCAACUGCUUAAGAUUACAUCGGUUAACAUUGAAUGCAAAUGUUUUCAAACAGAACAGAUAUUGUUCCACGUGCUUUUUAUUAAGUCUGCUACAAGUUGUGGCAGUGGUGUGUGGAUAUCUGUUUUGAGAUGUAUUACAUAAUCUGUUAAAGAUAGUAGGCCACCCUCCUUUCAGAAAUGUGAUAAUACAAUAAAACAGUCACAUAACAGCAAAUAGCAAUCAGAUUGUGGCUAUGCUGAUUUGUAUGCAUGUUUAUCAGUAGGAAGAUUUUUUUUUAAAUAUUUGUACAACUGUUAAAUACUGCAAUAAACUUUAAAAGUGAAGAUUUAA